Molecule: messenger RNA, 3792 nt
Organism: Centropristis striata (black sea bass)
Lineage: Eukaryota; Metazoa; Chordata; Actinopteri; Perciformes; Serranidae
Gene: st6galnac
Product: ST6 (alpha-N-acetyl-neuraminyl-2,3-beta-galactosyl-1,3)-N-acetylgalactosaminide alpha-2,6-sialyltransferase
Exons: 9
Coding region: 168-1598 (476 amino acids)
Molecular function (GO): sialyltransferase activity
Source: RefSeq, a predicted model, not a curated record
GCCCAGAUCCCAUUGUGGGCUAAUUAAAUCCCCACCGUCACGACAACCGUCCCCCCCCCCCCCUGGGUUCACAACAAACCAGAGACCAGCAUCCUCCUAAAGCUCCUCAGCUCCUCCUCCUCAGCUCCUCCUUUGCUCCUCAUGCCCCUGGGGGCGGGGCUUAGGUGAUGGCGCUGCAGCGGCGCCUGGUGCUGGGCCUGGUGGCGGUGGGCUCCCUGCUGGCUGUCUACAUCCUAUGUGUGAACCUGGAGAAGCCUGGGUCCUGGUCCGUGGCGCCUCUGAGACAUUUCCAUGGUUUCAGCAGCAGCAGCAGCAGCAGCGGGUCAGGAGACUCUGAGGAUCCUAGGGAGCGAUGGACCCCCCCGCCCCCCAUCACCACCACCUCUCCCCCAGAGCUGGGGGGACCAGAGUCCAGGUCAGAGUCCAGGUCAGAGUCCAGGUCAGAGUCCAGGUCAGAGUCUGACGGUCUGGAUGGAACCAGGACACCCACUAGAGGCCCCACGGUGCAGCUGCAGCAGGAGCCCACACGGGCCCCUGGUCCCACAGAGCCCCCCUUCAUCGGAGACAAUUACCGGAGUGUAGAAGACCCUCCACAGACGGACUGCCAUAAUGGGAUCCGGACUCACGUCACAGAAACAGAGUUUGGUGGUCGCUUUCUGAAGCACAUCCCCGUGCUGCAGAGCGCCCGAGACGUUUCCCCCGAGCAGCACCGCCGCCUGAGCCGCUACCCCGGAACUCACGGCUGGGGAGCCCUCGACUAUGACACACUGCAGGACACUCUUUCCGUCCUCAACUCUUCUGCUAACUGGAGGAUGUUGGACGACUGGGAGCAGCGCAGCAGCGGGUCCGAGUGUUCCAGCUGCGCUGUGGUCGGAAACGGAGGAAUCCUGAAGGACUCGGGGAAAGGACCGGAGAUCGAUGGACACCACUACGUCUUCAGGACCAACGGGGCGAUCCUGAAGGGCUUUGAGCAGGACGUGGGCUCCAGGACGACCCACUACACCUUCUCCACCAACACGAUGAUGAACUCCAUGCGGAGCUACGGCGGCGCCGGCUACCGAGGCCCGCCGCAGUCUGAGGAGACUCGCUACGUGUUCCUGCCGGACCACGACAGAGACUACCUGCUGAUGAAGGCCGCCGCCACGCGAACCGUUGUGCAGAGCGGGAAGGAGCGCGGCAAAGAUCCAACCAAAUACUUUGGAGAGGACGUGUCGGCAGAGAAGCUGAAGAUGUAUCACCCCGACUUCAUCCGCUACAUCAGGAACAGGUUCCUUCGUUCUCACACUCUGAAUACCAAAUAUAAGAACAUUUACCGUCCGUCCACUGGAGCCGCGAUGCUGCUGGCAGCCCUGCACAGCUGUGACCAGGUGAGCGCAUACGGCUUCAUGACUCCGGACUACAAGAACUACUCGGACCACUACUACGACAACAAGUACCACCCCGUCGGCUUCUUCAUCAACCACGACCUGCGGAUGGAGAUGAAUCUGUGGCAACAGCUGCACAAGGCCGGACUCAUCAACCUCUACAUGCACCAGCGAACCGAAGACGAGACGGGUCAUGAGUCACAAAUCGGACCGGGUCAGGGCGAUCGACUCUGAACUGGAAAAACUAAAGUAGCAAAUUUUCUUUUCUGAAGGAAACUGGAUUAUUUUAAUGGAAGCUGCUGUGGAUGUUCAGCAGGAGGGUUUCUUUUAUUAUCUGACUUUUUGUUAUAAUUUAAACAUGUUUGUGCUGAUCUGUGGAUCAACUCCUGAUCCAUGUUAACUCCUGACUGCAGGGGGGUAAAAGUUUCUGUCCAUGUUCGAUGAUUCAGUGGCUCCUAUAGGACUCCAGCGGCUCCUCAAGGACUCCAGCGGCUCCUAUAGGACUCCAGCGGCUCCUAUAGGACCCUGGUGGCUCCUCAAGGACCCCAGCGGCUCCUCAAGGACUCCAGCGGCUCCUAUAGGACCCUGGUGGCUCCUCAAGGACCCCAGCAGCUCCUCAAGGACCCCAGCGGCUCCUCAAGGACUCCAGCGGCUCCUAUAGGACUCCAGCGGCUCCUCAAGGACUCCAGCGGCUCCUAUAGGACUCCAGCGGCUCCUCAAGGAACCUGGCGGCUCCUAUAGGACCCCGGCGCUCCCUGAGUCCUACAAUAAGUUUUGGAUGAAGCUAAACAGAAACAGAACCAGACACAGAGAAGCUGCUGAGAGUCAAACCAGCCGGUUGGUGUGAAACUUUAUUUUUUUAUCUCGCCUCAUCAGGCGUUUUUUUUUAAAUUUGUCCCAAACUUUAUAUCAACAACAAUAACAACAACAACAACAACAACAACAACAUUCCCAUCAGCCUGUCAAACUGUUCUGACACAAAACAUCUGACUUUUAAUUUGGAUUCAGAGAAAUCUGAAUUUCUGUCAACAAAAACCUAAAGUCAUCAUUUAGGUCAUUCUGCUCAUUUAGAGAGACUGUUUCUACAGUCAUGGGAAAAAUGAUUAGACCACAUCUCUAAUUUCUUGUUAAUUUUAAUGCUUGGUACAACUAAAGGUACAUUUUCCAUGGUUUUCUUGAUAAUAACCAAAAUCAUUAUCAAUAAAACCAUGGAAAAUGUCUAGAUAUCAGCUCUUAAAUUAAACUCUUAUACAAACAAAUGAACCUUUAGUUGUACCAGGUAUUAAAAAUAAACAAGAAAAAAAGAAAACGAUGGUCUAAUAAUUUUUUCCAUGACUGUAUGUGCAGGUGAGAUGAAAAACUUCACGUGUGUGUGCGUGUGUGUGUGUGUGUGUGUGUGUGUGUGUGAGUGAGUGAGAGAUAAAUGAGUGAUGGCAUCGUCUGUUUAUUUAAUUUUAUUUUCCCACGGUCUCUCUCUCUCCUGCUGUAAUCCUUUUAUUUAACAUGAACCUCAGAGGGAUCAACUGAGUCAUCACUCACAUUUAAACUGACAUCAGACUCUUUCAGCAGAAAUGAUCAUUUGUCAUCACUGCAGAGAAUCAAAUAAUUAAUUAUUAUUAUUUUUAGACCUGUAACAGCCUGUAAACAGGACAGAUUCUGAUCAUCUUCGUUAUUAUUAUUAUCAGAACAUGUUUACAAGCUUUAAUGUGCCUCCUCCUGUCUGUAACCUCUCUGUUCUGUCUCUGUGUCUCAGUGUUUCUUCAGCUUCUCUGCAGCGACACUUUAUAAAGUCCAGAAGGCGUUUAAAGAGCGUUUCUCUGAUUUGAACACUUUUGUACUUCCUCAGUAUUGCUGUAGCACCUUGAGUUCACUACAAAGUUCACCACCAACAGCAGUCUGAGAGUCUGUCUCUAAAUGUCUCUGUGAGGGACGCAGCUCGGUCGCAUGUUUGCUUAAAAUAUCUCGUCUCCGCCCAAGAGAGACGCUCAGAGCUCCACAGGCCGAGUUAUUCUGAUCUGAUCUAUUCAGGUCUGUCUGUCUGUCUGUCUGUCUGUCUGUCUGUCUGUCUCUAAGUGUCUGAAGCAGAAGGUUUUUAGUUUAAGGGACUUAUUUAUUGUUUAAUUUAACACUGUGUGCCUCUGUGCCUCUUUAAUGUGAAUCACUAGUUUUCUCUGCUUGGGACGAAACAUCAGAAACAUUUAAUCAAACUGUAACUGUAAUAACUGUUAAUGUGUCUGAGGAGAGAAACCAAAGACUAAUUGCCAAUCAGGGAACAUGUUUAACUUUAACUGUUUGUGUUUCAUAUCAGACGUUUCUGAAGUCUGGAUCAUAUUUUUACAACAAGGGAAGGAGAUCUUUGUAUCUUUGUAGCAGUUUCUAACUUUUUCUUCUUUUUUAAAAUCUUUAUAAAAGGAAACUGUGAUUUUUA